AUGUGUCAGCAGUUCUUGCAAGACAAAGAUGUUAAUGCUGUGGACAGGCCCGCCCAUUUCCCAGACCUGUAUCCAAUUGAGCACAUCUGGGACAUCCUGUCUCACUCUAUCCUCCAGCACCAUGUUGACCAGGAGUUGGUGGCAUCAUUGUUGAAAAAACAUGGAUACAAGGUGAUAAAAGAAUGUAAACCAGGUUUAUCAGGAAAGGUGUUUCUGGUGAAGAACAAGGAUGAAGAUCUCUGUAUAAUCAAAGAGAUUAACUGUAGAGAUGCGACGAAUCUUGAAAAAGUCCAAAAGGAAGUUGAGAUCUUGAAGACCCUAAAGCAUGGAUAUAUAGUUACUUAUGUGGAGUCAUUUGAAGACAAGGCUGGAUUCUUUUAUAUUGUGAUGGAGUAUUGUGCAGGAGGAGAUCUUGGCAACAGGAUGAACAUACAAAAAGUGAAAUCAUUUUUUGAAGAAGAACAGAUUCUUGACUGGCUGGUUCAGAUUUGUCUGGCCCUGCAGUACAUUCAUGAGAAGAAUGUUCUUCACAGAGAUUUAAAACCUCAGAAUAUUUUCUUGACUGAAGAAGGCUACAUCAACAUAGGUGAUUUUGGAUGCUCAAAAGUGUUGGACAGAGCUGAUGCAUACGCACAAUCAGCUGUGGGAACAGAUCUCUAUUUUAGUCCAGAAGGUUAUGAGAAUAAAUAUAACUCCAAAAGUGACAUAUGGGCAUUGGGAUGGCUGCUCCAUGACCUCUGCAUGCUGGACAUUUGGGCUGAUAUUAAGAAGCGUCGCUUUAACCAUGCCCUCAGUAUAAAUGGAACAAUUCCCCACAUCUCAGAAAGAUACUCAAAGGAAUUACGAAAACUGAUCAGCCAAAUGCUCAGCUGUGACCCUAAAGACAGACCUUCAGCUGCAGAGAUCCUCACAAGACCAUUCCUGACUGAGACAGUAAAGAGAAACAAGAAAAUUCCAGAAGUGCUGGAACAAAGCUUAAAGAAGUCCAUCAAUGCUUUUGUCAAGGCCUAUAAUGAUCAGUAUAAAAAUUUUGAGGCUUUAGUUAAAGAGUGGGGGGAAACAACAGAUUCACUAGAGGAUAUGCAUUAUAAAGCCACAGCAGGCAGUCUGUCAGGAGCAGUGAUCGGGACUGCAGGAGGAGUCGCUGCAGUGGCUGGUGCAAUUCUGGCACCUUUCACUCUUGGAGCAUCUCUGUUGGUAACUGCUGUAGGUGUUGGAGUUGGAGCUGCAGGUGGAAUAACAGGUGCUGCCUCCAACAUUACAGACUCAGUAAAGCAAAAAUCAUAUCGCGAGAAUCUUGAACAAAUUGAGCAGAAGUAUAAAAGUUCAAGUGAACCAAUCCUCAAUACUCUGAACAAACUGAGAGGUGUGCUCGGAAAAAUUUCCAAGUUCUCUAUUUUUGCAAGAAACGUACAUUCUGACAACACAAAACCAGCAUGGGAGAUCGGCAAAGGUGCAGCAGAUUGUGCCACUGGAGCAAUGAGUCUGGCUAUGCUGGCAAAUGUGGGCAGGAUUGCUCUUCAGGCUUCGAAAAUAGGACGAGCAGUAGCUGCAGCGUCAGGCGUGUUGAGUGGAAUAUUAGUUGUUGUUGAUGUCAUCUUCAUAGUGAAAGAUGCCAAAGAGAUUCAUGAGAUGAGAAAGAACUGGAGAAAUGAUGAUCCAGAAAAGGUCAAAUCCAGUGUGCUGAAGUCAAUUGCACAGAUGAGGAAAACACACAAAGAGCUCUGCAAAGUCUUGGAGGACAUCAAAGGAUUUAGAGAGGAACUAAAAAAAUACACUGGUCAGUAGUGACAGAGAUGUGGGCAGAGAUUUAGAGAGCAAAACAUAUAACUAUGAUGCAACGGAUGCAUCAUGAUUUUUUAUUUUUUUUUUUGCAAAAGAGGAGUAUGCAGAAAUCAAAUUCAUUUACUGUAAUAAGCAAAGAAACAAAUCAAGCAUGAUGCAUGGGCUUGGGCUUUAGAGAUUGUUUUAAUGCAAUAUGUUUGCUACUAUCUACUUUAAUGCAUUGGCUUUCUAAUAUUUCUAAUAAUUCUGUUUAUCUUAAAUAUAAAGAAGAAUGUUAUGUUGUAUCUUUGCUGUAAUGUAGAAUUAGGGUCACAAUUUCUGUAUUAUUCAAAUGUAUUGCUAUUUUCUCCAGUUUUAUUAAUGACACAUUGCUUAAUUUCUGUCACAGAUCUGAAUCUUAAUGAAAACACAGAGCAUAUAAAACUGUUGUAGUUGUGUGAUGUGUGAAGUUACAAAAAAGAAACAAAAUUUUGUAUGAAAACCCAUGUACUUUG
This is a messenger RNA of Danio rerio (zebrafish), 2279 nucleotides long. NCBI's taxonomy places the organism in Eukaryota, Metazoa, Chordata, Actinopteri, Cypriniformes, Danionidae. The record is from RefSeq and is a predicted model, not a curated record.